Colletotrichum higginsianum IMI 349063 is the source of this 564-nucleotide messenger RNA. RefSeq lists its product as uncharacterized. Bases 1 to 564 code for a protein of 187 amino acids. The transcript is spliced from 2 exons. NCBI's taxonomy places the organism in Eukaryota, Fungi, Ascomycota, Sordariomycetes, Glomerellales, Glomerellaceae. The record is from RefSeq and is a predicted model, not a curated record.
AUGCACUCCCUCUCCCCUCCCAAAAAAGGAAACCCGGACAGAAAGAAGGUUCGGGAGCCCACGCCGGCACAGCAACUCACUCAUUUCACACCGGCACGCCUCAACGGGACAUCGGCAUGGCGUCCUCACCUUGGAACGCGGGACACGGCGGCAAGUCUCACACCGGUUCCCCGGUCAUGGUUCGCCUCGCCAACAUCAGCAGCCAGCACGGCAACCACACAUUGCAUUCCCGUCACCACCAGCCGUACCUUCAAAGCCAGACCGAGUUUGGUUUUCUGCACCACAAACCGCAGCGCUUCACUGUCCCCGAACCUCUUCCUCUUCAAGUGCUCGUACGGCACCCACCGCUAUUACCCUGCCCGAACCCUGGUGACGGCCCUGGCACUCCAACCAACAGUUACACACAACUCCCCACCCGGUUCCAUAACAACUGGACACCCCCCUCAGUACGGGUGGGGACAAGCUGCUGCGGCAUGGCCUGGGCCAGAGGAAAGUGACGCCGCCUUUCCCUUCCAAGGAGCCCUAGAUGGAUGCUGGAGACAGUUUUCUACGUUGGCAAAGUAG